Molecule: messenger RNA, 1545 nt
Organism: Trichosurus vulpecula (common brushtail)
Lineage: Eukaryota; Metazoa; Chordata; Mammalia; Diprotodontia; Phalangeridae
Gene: DOK3
Product: docking protein 3
Exons: 5
Coding region: 16-1473 (485 amino acids)
Biological process (GO): positive regulation of MAPK cascade; cell surface receptor protein tyrosine kinase signaling pathway
Cellular component (GO): cytoplasm
Source: RefSeq, a predicted model, not a curated record
UCUGGCCCUUCAGCCAUGGACACCCAAGAGACACCUCUGAAGGACGGGCUUCUCUACCAGCAACAUGUGAAAUUUGGCAAGAAAUCCUGGCGGAAGGUAUGGGCCUUCCUUUAUGCCGAUGGCCCUUCAGGAGUGGCCCGACUGGAAAGCUGGGACGUAAGAGAUGGCGGGGCUGGACCAGCAAGUGACAAACCCACUGGGCGUCGGGGUGAACGGCGAGUGAUCCGGAUGGCUGACUGUGUGUCUGUGCUGCCAGCCGAUGGUGAAAGCUGCCCUCGGGACACCGCUGCCUUCCUGCUCACCACCACCGAACGCAGCCACAUGCUGGCUGCCCAGCACCGGCACACAUGGAUGGCUCACAUCUGUCAUUUGGCAUUUCCGAACAUGAAUGGCGUCUCCUCAGGGACUGGAGAAUUUGGAUGUACUGAGCUUGGCCUGGUCCCCAUGGAGGAAAAUUCCAUCUAUUCAUCCUGGCAGGAAAUGGGUGAGUUCUCAGUACUGGUCCAGAAGACCGAAGCGGCCACACGCUGUCAGCUAAAAGGACCUUACCUCCUGGUGACUGGCCAGGAUGCCAUCUACCUGAGUGAGCCCACCACCCCGCAGCCCCUCUAUGUCUGGCCCUAUCACUUCCUGCGCAAGUUUGGCUAUGACAAGGGUGUCUUCUCUUUUGAGGCUGGCCGGCGCUGUGACUCUGGGGAGGGCCUCUUUGCCUUCAGCUGCCCCCGGGCCUCAGAGAUCUGUAGCGCUGUGAGUGCAGCUAUUGCUCGCCAGAGACAUCUUCCUGGACCUGCUGCUUCCCGGCCCUGCCCCUUGUCCCGGGCCUCCUCCCUGCCCUCGUUGGAGCCCAUGGCAGAGUUGAGGGAAGCUCCUCUUGGGCUAGAGGCCUGGGGAGGCCAACCAUCUAACAGAAAGGCCCAGCUGGUCCUAGAGGUGGGUCCCCAGAGCCUGCCCCCCUGCCUGGGGACUACGCUACCAGAUGGGCCUCCCUCGGCUGGCCCUUCAGGUUCUGCACUCUAUGCCUCCAUCUCUAAGGGGUCCAGUGGCCCUCCAUGCACUGCUCCCGAUCCAGCCUCUGCUCCAGGUCCAGCGCCCAUCCCUGUGGCUGAGCACCUGUAUGAAAACCUGUGUACAUUGGAGGACGGCUGCAGCCCUGAGCCAAGGGGGGAGGGCCUGCUGCAGGCUUCCCACGGUGGCCACAAGGACCUCCACAUCUAUGACAACAGUGAGUGUCUGAGCUGGCCCGGUGCCCAGGCCCCUAUGGAUAGCACCCUGGAGGCCCAGUACCGCAGGUUACUUGAGUUGGACCUGAAUGAGGAAGGCGAAGGCACAGAGGAGACUGAGGACAAUGGGCCUGGGCGCCUCUUGGGUCAUUCAGGCUUCAAGGCCAAGCUCGUGACCCUGCUGAGCCGGGAGCGGAAGAAGGGCCCAGCUCAAAGGAACCAGGGACUAGGGCCAGCAGAUGGACAAGGCUGAAAAAGUAACCUAUACCUAGGCUGGGACCCAGCCUCCCAGCUCUGUGCAGCAUCCUUUCCCCACUCAAAUCAU